Molecule: messenger RNA, 1391 nt
Organism: Melopsittacus undulatus (budgerigar)
Lineage: Eukaryota; Metazoa; Chordata; Aves; Psittaciformes; Psittaculidae
Product: tyrosine-protein kinase ABL1
Exons: 5
Coding region: 543-1391 (282 amino acids)
Biological process (GO): regulation of MAPK cascade; signal transduction; protein phosphorylation
Cellular component (GO): plasma membrane; nucleoplasm; cytoplasm
Molecular function (GO): protein kinase activity; phosphotyrosine residue binding; ATP binding
Source: RefSeq, a predicted model, not a curated record
AGCCCCAGAGCCCUGCCUGCACCCAGCGCCCCGCAUGCGGGCAGCUCCCGCUAACUGCGGGCAGCAGCCGCUCUGCCCCACUCGGUUGGUUUGGCUUUUUGCCCUCACUCCUAUUGCCCUUGCUUGUUUUCUCCCUUUUCUUUCCCCCCCUUCCCCUUUCUCCCGCCAAAAGAGUUGGGAAGGAGGGAACAUGGCUGGAGUUAACUCCCCGGGAGAGGAGAUGUGGGGCCCCAGGAUUUUCCGCCUCCCGGGCUCGCCCUUGUAAUGGUUUUCAGAGCGCUGGAUUUCUUACCCCGUGCCUGGAUAUUUUGGUUUAGACUUUUCCCGGACGUUCUGGUUUAAACUUUUCGUGGAUGUUUUGAGUUAAACUUUUCCUGGACUUUUUCUUUUAAACUUUUCCUGGAUUUUUUUAGACUCUUCCCAGAUUUAUUUUUGGUUUUGUUAGACUUUUCAAAGACUUUUACCGGAUAACUCCACAGCGCGAGAAGAAGCUGGAAAAGGGGGGGAAGGGAAACCAGACAGCUGAAGCCAAACUCUAACAAAUGAAAAUGCUGGAGAUCUGCUUGAAAUUGGUGGGUUGCAAAUCAAAGAAGGGGCUUUCCUCCUCCUCCAGCUGCUACCUGGAAGAAGCCCUUCAGAGACCGGUAGUGUCAGACUUUGAGCCCCAGGGUCUGAGCGAAGCAGCUCGCUGGAACUCCAAGGAAAACCUUCUGUCCUGCCCUAGUGAAAAUGACCCCCAUCUCUUUGUUGCACUGUAUGAUUUUGUGGCAAGUGGGGACAACACUCUCAGCAUAACUAAAGGUGAAAAGCUCCGUGUCCUGGGCUACAAUCAUAAUGGGGAAUGGUGCGAGGCCCAAACGAAGAAUGGACAAGGCUGGGUACCCAGCAAUUACAUCACCCCAGUGAAUAGUUUGGAGAAGCACUCCUGGUAUCAUGGACCAGUGUCACGUAAUGCUGCGGAGUACCUUCUGAGUAGUGGUAUCAACGGCAGCUUUCUUGUGCGAGAGAGUGAGAGCAGUCCAGGACAGAGAUCUAUUUCACUGCGAUACGAAGGAAGGGUGUACCACUACAGAAUAAACACUGCAUCUGAUGGAAAGCUGUAUGUCUCUUCAGAGAGCCGCUUCAACACCUUAGCAGAGCUGGUCCAUCAUCAUUCAACUGUUGCAGAUGGGCUCAUCACCACGUUGCACUACCCAGCACCCAAACGCAACAAGCCCACUAUUUAUGGUGUGUCUCCAAACUAUGACAAAUGGGAGAUCGAGCGAACUGACAUCACCAUGAAACACAAGCUUGGUGGAGGGCAGUAUGGAGAGGUGUAUGAAGGAGUCUGGAAGAAGUACAACCUUACAGUGGCUGUGAAGACUCUAAAGCCAGCAUCCUCCCAGCAUUGA